Nematolebias whitei (Rio pearlfish) is the source of this 1777-nucleotide messenger RNA. RefSeq names its product glucagon receptor b (gene gcgrb). The coding region runs from base 36 to 1622 and encodes 528 amino acids. The record is from RefSeq and is a predicted model, not a curated record. Gene Ontology annotation, cellular component: plasma membrane. Gene Ontology annotation, biological process: adenylate cyclase-activating G protein-coupled receptor signaling pathway; cell surface receptor signaling pathway. The transcript has 13 exons. NCBI's taxonomy places the organism in Eukaryota, Metazoa, Chordata, Actinopteri, Cyprinodontiformes, Rivulidae. Gene Ontology annotation, molecular function: peptide hormone binding; glucagon receptor activity.
UCCCCACUGACCCCCAUCAUCCCAGCAUCAGUGGGAUGUCCCAGGUGUGUCGCCUUCUGGCCUUGCUCAUGCUCUCCAGCUGCACAAAGGUCUCCUCUGCUAACUCUCUGGAGCUUGUGAAAGAGCAGUGGAGCAGCUACAAGGACCAGUGCCUGGACUUUAUCAAUGCCACGCCCCCUGCUAUAGGGUUGGUGUGCAACAGAACCUUUGAUUUGUACGCCUGCUGGCCCGAUGGACUUCCAGGCACCGUUGUCAAUGUUAGCUGUCCAUGGUUCCUGCCUUGGCAUCAAAAAGUUCAGCGGGGUCUGGUCUACAGAGUCUGCAGUGAAGAUGGUAAAUGGGGACAAAAAAAUACUAGCGAAUGUGAGGACGACCCCCGUGAGCAGCAGUACGGCCACAUCCUCAGCCAGCUUCGAAUCAUGUACACAGUGGGCUACUCGCUUUCACUGGGAGCCUUGCUGCUGGCACUGGGAAUCCUCAUCAGCUUCAGGAAGCUUCACUGCAUGAGGAACAGCAUCCACAUGAAUCUGUUUGCGUCCUUCAUCCUGAGAGCUGUAUCCAUCCUGGUCAAGGACGCCUUCCUCACCCUCACUCUGGACCCAAGGAGCAGCAGUGAUGUUCAGACACAAGGCUGGGUCAACAUACCGGGUGUGAUAUGGUGCCGUGGUGCCGUGGUGAUGAUGCAGUACAGCGUGAUGGCCAACAACUACUGGCUGCUGGUGGAAGGCAUCUACUUGCACAGCCUCCUGGUCAUCACUGUUUUCAGCGAGAAGAAAUACUUCUACUUUUACCUGGCCAUCGGCUGGGGUGCACCUCUCAUAUUUGUGUUGCCAUGGAUCACAGUGAAAAACCUGUACGAGAACGAAGAGUGCUGGGAGAGGAAUAUUAACAUGGGAUAUUGGUGGAUUAUCCGCUCCCCUAUACUGUUUGCUUAUCUGAUUAACUUCUUCAUCUUCAUCAGGAUAAUUAAAAUCUUGAUGUCUAAGCUCAGAGCUCAUCAGAUGAGAUACACCGACUACAAAUUCAGACUGGCAAAGUCCACGCUGACUCUCAUCCCUCUGCUCGGCAUUCAUGCCAUCCUCUUCACCUUCGUCAUUGAUGAGUCUGUCCCUAAAGGCUCGAUGCUUCGCCUCAUUCGCCUCUUCUGUGACCUCCUAUUCAACUCCUUCCAGGGCCUACUCGUUGCCAUCUUGUACUGCUUUGUCAACAAAGAGGUGCAGUCUGAGAUGCUGAAAAAGUGGAAGCGGUGGAAACUGGGAAAGGACAUCGACGAGGAGUACCGCCACACCCACAGCCACACGCCCCACAUUAAGAGCGGCAGCGUCACCACCGGCAAUCUACCUGACAUCCAUGACAACAACGCGAGCGACGCAAGCAGUGACUCACCUCGCCUCAACAAAGCCCACUGCCACCCGUCCUGCUCUGCCACCCCCAAAGAGAACCGCAGACUGGUGGUCCUGUACAGCAAUGGAACGGAGAAAGGCUGCGCUGCCAAGAACAGACACACCCUGCAGUUCUCUUUACGACCUCAACGAGGCAGCACUGCGGCAGAGGAUCUCUGUAUGGAGGAACGUGUCCAGUACCGCUCGUACGUGCAGGAAGGAGAGGAGACCAUCAUCUGAAUGGACUCUUCAUCACAAUGCACUGCAACAUUUAAAGAUCAGCUUAAACCGCACAUCAGCAAUACAGCCAUCAUGUUCAAAAUGAUAUUUCUUUGUUUUAGGAGACUUGAAAUUUUAGGAAUGAUUCCAAGAAUAUUAAGAACCAGCUUCAUUGG